AAGUGAAUCGUGAUGUAAACAACAACACGGCCGCAGGUUUGGCGCACAGCUUCCGACCACGCGGGAACUGCACUUGGUUAUUUUCACUUCUGCGUCGAACUGGAUGGACUGGACACAGAUCAGUAUUUCUUAAAUAUUGCAGCAAUUUACGUCUGGAUACCCGCAGUGAAGUUCUCAGAUCCACAUCAUGAGACGAGUAUAAACACGUCGGGACGAUUCUUGUCAUUUCUUGUUGAUACUUUGAUCACAUGGGUAAGGAUUUAUACACACACAAAUUUGCCACGGGAUUAUCUUUAUCGUUGAACACAAUUUUUAACUGGCUCUUGUUGUACUUCGAACCAGAAAAAAUAUUUACAAGCUAAAUGUCACAGCGUUGUCAGCAAUCAGCAAAUAUGGAGUUAGAAGAAAAUGAGGAGCUUAUUGACGAUGAGGAUGAGGAGAGUGAGGGAGACGACAACUCUUCUUCGUCCAGCCGUGAACGUCCAACUUUAAACGUGAAAAUUGGAGACACUGGUAAAACUAUUGCUGGUGUCGAAUCAUCGCAAGUGGCCGGCUCGCCCAAAGAUUUCUUUCUUAAGGAGUCUGUAUCUUUGGAAAAUACAAAUAAAACAAACAAUUUUCAUCAACAAGUACCGCAAAAUUCUUCCCGACCAACCAAAACAUUUGAAGAGAUGUGCCGACUAGAGGAUUUGAAACAACGCAAGAAGGGUUAUACCGGAAGUAAAACGACCAUCGAUGACUUUGAAUUCAAAUCUGCGAAAUCACAGCGAAAUCAAAAUCAAUCUAAACCUAUGGAUAAAUCAGUUGUUUUGAUUUCAUUGGCAGUUGUGAUUAUAUUAUCUUUUGUAGCGUAUAUGUCACCAGAGUCUUCAACAGCUUCAAACUCCCAAGUGAACGGGAAUAUGAGAACUUGGGAAGAUUCACAAAAGAAGCUGGUGUCGGAUAUAUUGCAGCUACAAAAACAAUUUCCUUCUCAGUAUCGGGAGUCGUUGAUACACAUCUUGAGUGCAAUUGAUUCUACUCUCAGCCGAGUGGUACCAAAACAGCCAUCGUCUAUUGUCCUUUUGGUCCCUCCGAAACUUGCGAAAUCAUCCUUUCCUCUGUGUUUUGCUCAAAAAUUAUCCAAACUUACAAAUGAAAUAUUUUCUGAAAUGAAUGGUACAGAUACUCCCUCAACUUUUACAAUGGACUCGAAAUAUUUUCAAAAGUACGGCAAGGACAUCACAAAAAUUCACGACCAACUCAACAACUAUUUCCUCAAUGGUGGAAGAAGUAUAAUAGUUCAAGAUGUUGAAAAGCUUCAGGACGAGACGCACUUGCUCGUGUUUCACGGACUUUGUGAUAAUUACUACGCUCCAGAGAAACGUGCCACCCUGCUCUUUAUACUACCGGUGCCCCAAAAUCUCUUUACCACGAGCAAAUUGAACAAUGGCAUGGCUUCUGAAUUAUCAUAUCAGAUCCUCGAUCAAGGCUGGAAAUCAACCACAAAUGAUGAUUCUCGACCAGCAAUGAUUGCCCGUAUCGCUGCAUCAGUUGUGUUUUUAAAUGAAGGUGAUUCGUGUAACUGAGCUUUAUGUAACCUCUCUUAGUUAAUGCGCUAAAUUCCGACCAAUAAAGUAAAUUUCAUGGACGAUGAUAAUGUUAUGUAUGCGAGUGAAGAUUUUACUACUCUGUUGAAUAAUUUCUUAAAUAAUAAAUAUUUAAACAUUA
Messenger RNA from Folsomia candida, 1710 nucleotides. RefSeq lists its product as uncharacterized. Gene Ontology annotation, biological process: membrane organization. Gene Ontology annotation, cellular component: membrane. Bases 363 to 1568 code for a protein of 401 amino acids. The record is from RefSeq and is a predicted model, not a curated record. The transcript is spliced from 4 exons. NCBI's taxonomy places the organism in Eukaryota, Metazoa, Arthropoda, Collembola, Entomobryomorpha, Isotomidae. Gene Ontology annotation, molecular function: ATPase activator activity.